Messenger RNA from Toxorhynchites rutilus septentrionalis, 3082 nucleotides. RefSeq names its product estradiol 17-beta-dehydrogenase 11-like. NCBI's taxonomy places the organism in Eukaryota, Metazoa, Arthropoda, Insecta, Diptera, Culicidae. The record is from RefSeq and is a predicted model, not a curated record. Gene Ontology annotation, cellular component: lipid droplet. Gene Ontology annotation, molecular function: oxidoreductase activity, acting on the CH-OH group of donors, NAD or NADP as acceptor. The transcript has 5 exons. Bases 152 to 1162 code for a protein of 336 amino acids.
CGCGCGCCAAAAGUUAUCUUCGUUCAACUUUGGGAAUGCAAUCCAUACCGAUUGGAUUUUACUUUGCACCGACCCACUCGAUAAGAUAACGAAAUUAUCACCAGAUCCAUCAUUUCGGAAGUUUUUCUAGUUCCCGCAGUGCCCCGAAACCAUGAACUUGAACAGGAUCACAGCGACGGAUAUUCAAUCCCAGCCAUACGUCGCCGCGGAACCGCUAAGGCCGAUUCCGCGCGCGGAAAUGGUCUGGAUCGUUCUGGAAGCCUUGUUCGAUUUGAUCGUUUGCUACUUCCGAUGUAUCCCUCUGUGGAUUCGUUUGGUGCUGGACACAUUCCACCCACCGGCGCCGAAAACAAUCAGCGGUCAAAAUGCUUUGAUUACAGGCGGAGCGAAUGGAAUUGGCAGGGCGAUCGCCACUGAAUUGGCAAAGGAGGGAUGCAAUGUCAUCAUCGUGGACGAGGACCAGGUCAACGCGGAGAAAACUGCAGCAGAGCUGAAGGCAUUCAAUGUGGAUGCUUUCUCCUACAAGUGUGAUGUCGCCGAUUACGAACAGGUUAAGGAACUUCGCGGCCAGGUGGAAACGGACGUCGGUUCGGUUGAUAUACUGAUCAACAACGCUGGUAUUUUGUCUUUUCUGUUACCGAACGAAAACAACCCAUCGAUGAUACAAAGGAUGAUGGAAGUCAAUGCUUUGGCUGGAUUUUGGACGGUGGAGCAGUUCCUGCCAGGGAUGACACGCCAACGCAGAGGUCAUAUAGUUGCCAUUGCGUCGGCCUCGUCCUACUUCCCAGUCGGAUGGAUGAAAAAUUAUGUGACAACAAAGUACGCCGUUCGGGGUUACAUGGAAGCACUGGAUGAGGAGCUAUAUCUUGCCGGACAGUCGGAUUAUGUGAAAACAACGACGGUAUUUCCUUUUGUAGUCAACACUCGGAAGCAGGUUAUGGAUGCGAUAAAUCGGAAACGGGGUUUAUCCAAGAUGCCAAAAUAUUCGCCCGAAGAAACUGCCGCAACGGUGCUCAAAGCAAUCAAAAAUAAUCAACGCAAGGUGGUCGUACCUGAUCGAUUGAAGGCCUGGCAGUUGAGUUUCUACGAACAUAUUCCUAUCGAGAUUCGGCGAAAGCUCGAUCUUGCCGUGAUGAAGGAGAAACCAAUUGUCCUAGACUAAUAAUAUAAAGAUAUUGAAUAUUGAUUCCUAUAUUAUUUUUAGAAUGCUUUGUGUUAAAAUCAUUCCUGGUAUAGGAUUUUUUUCGUUGAAUGAACCCACAUACUUCUUCAAUGUCUACAAGUUAUCCAUCGGGGGUCAAUCUCAUCAUGAGUGACUUCCAAUAAAGUAACUGUUUAGGCGUUUUGAGACUUGAAUGCGAAUGUGUAACUCGAAGAGACUUCCGUUAUUCAGAUGCAUUUCAAGAAAUUGCUAUUCGCGUUGAUUUAAUGCCACUCCGAGUUUGGGAAACGGCAAUAAUGGAUUUUCAGGUGGAAUGAAAAUUACAAAUGUAAAUAAACUUCUCCGAAUCGAAUCUGUACUCUAUGUUAAAGAGUAAUGCCGGAUUUACAAUCCUUCACAAUGAGCGCGAUUUUUUUCUUCAAUAACGAUUUUUAUUCGUCAACCAAUCAGAGCAAAGCGCGAAAUCACCCAUGACAGUGCGAAAAAAGAUAGAACUCUCCAAGCUUUGGCUGCGAAAAUCGCGUUGCUUUGAUGAGAGACACUACAUACAUCAGACAGGUGGAACAAAAUAUGCUUGAUGGGUGGAACAAUAUAUCGAAAUAAAUGUUCAAUUCUAUACAUAUGAGACACUUCAUAAAGUGAGAGCUGAAUCGAUUACCUAUUGCAAGUGUUUUGCUGCAUAAUCAUAAUUAUUUUUACGCAUUUUUGUUAAUAUUUGAUUGAAUUCGUUAGUUUUUCAAUUAUUAAUUAUCUGGAGUUAUAUACUUGCUUUCACAUUUCUAGCGAUAUGAUUUUGUUCCACCAAUUUAGUACGACCUUGUCCAUAACAAAUAAUGGCAGUAUGAUUAGGGAGACGCAGGUUUGACAGACAGAUUAUGACAGAUCAUCUCGCGAUAUCGCGCACCAUUGUAAAGAGCUGAACUGAAAAAUAUCGCGAGUGAGUAUAUCGCAUGCGAUUAAAAGCCUGCAUUGUAAAGAAAGCAUAACACGUUUUUUUCGCAAAUUGUGAAAAGAUAUUAAACGAAAAAUGUGAUCGAUAAUGUUUUCAAAUUAUAAUCAUGAGUCUCAGUGAAAAUAUUAGAAUAAAUCCCUAUUAUUCUGAGCAGUGAAUGAAUUGAGAUGAUUUAAGUCACGGUGUUCCCGAAGGCGACUGGCGUGACUAUAGAAUGUCACUAGAUGAGAUUGGAAAUCAUGUCCUCAUAUGUUAUCGCCUCGCGUAUCAAAUAGAAGCUGAAAAGUAAGGUGGCUUUCACAAUAAAACGAGAAUCUUUGCUAUCUCACGUCAUUCGCCGCGCAGAAUAAAGGGGAAAAAAUCGACAAAUGGUUGAGUAAAGGCGGAAUUCGACCUAUUCAACAUGAUACAUGCUACAAGUAAAACGUAAACAACAAUGGAUAUGAUACUUGCGCGUUUUUUUAAAUGUUGUUUUCACCUCAGCCACUACAUAGUGGUGUGCGAUCGCGCACUACUCCAACAUAUGUCUUAAUGUUAUUAUUUUUAUAAUCAAUAAUUUUGUUGCUCCAUUAUUCUGGUGAAUUAUGAUAAUCGUCAAUAAAUGACGUAGUUGCCCCAACAUUGUCGUGCUACACACGCCGCACCGAUCCGCAAGCCAUUGGAUAAGGACAACAUCGCUCAACAAUACCAAUUAUGUCGUAAAAUGAUACACUCCAAUAAGCAAGAAGCAUUGACUUGUAGUAUGCAUCAAAUCGAAUAGGUGGAAUCCCGCCUUAAGGGUCAGGACUCCAGGUUUCAAGCAAUCUGGUCCUGGUUGGACCAUGGCGACCGAUAGUGGACUUUUCUAAAAAUCAUUUUCUAACUUUAUGAUUGCUAUUCGGAUUUAGUCGGUUCUUUCUAUGGCCCACUACAGAAUAUUAAUAAGAAACUAUUCUGUUUUAUAAUAUGAAGACGGUAUAACGGUAAAA